AUGGCGUCUACGUGGGAUAACAAGCGUUCCGCCCAGGACGGUGAUGAACAAGACCCGGCCGAGCGCAGCCCGCCACCCGUAUGGGGGCAGAGGGGGCGGGGGGCGCCCUUCCCCGCAGAACCCCGCGGAACAACCGCGCAUCGGGGCGGUGGUGGCGCGCCGCACUCCGCCGCCCCGCGCAGCCCCGGCCCGGGCAGCACCGGGAGCGCCGCGGCGCCCCGCGCGCUCCCCCGGGAGCGCAGCUGCUCCCGAGAGGGGUGCCCCCCCGCCAGCCCCACUGAGCUCCCCAGCGCUGAAUUCCCGGCCGGCAGCUCCCGGGAAGGGAAGACGCGCGUUAGCGCGACAACUUUCCUUCUACUCACUAAUUUUGGGGGAAGAAGAGGGAUAAACGCCAACUGGGACUUGGAGAUUGUUUAUUCGUAUUUACAUGGAAUGGAAGCUUUGUCGAAUCUGAGAGAGCAUCAGCUAAGAAUGAUGUGCGAAACUGUUAGAUAUGAAAGGCAUGAAGCGAAUGAAGUUCUGUACUACCCUGAUGAUAUUGGUAGCUGUUGGUAUAUCCUGCUGUCUGGUUCAGUCUUCAUUAAAGAAUCUAUGUUUCUUCCAAGGAGCAGUUUUGGCAAGCGUUCUGCUGGGAGCAUGAGGCGUGGAUGUGAAUGCAUUGUUCUAGAGCCCUCUGAAAUGAUUGUGGUUGAUUAUAUGGAAGAAAGCGAGGCAUAUUUUCAGCGUCAAGCAUCUCACAGGCAGUCUCGAAGAAGGUUUAGGAAAAUCAACCAGAAAGGGGAACGACAAACAAUUAUUGAUACUGUUGACCCUUAUCCUGUGGGGAAGCCACCUCUACCUAGAGGUUACCAUACGGCUACUUCAUUUUUUCGUACAAAGCCCUUGUUUAAAGCAACUUAACUGAAUCGAGUGUGG
Molecule: messenger RNA, 915 nt
Organism: Manacus vitellinus (golden-collared manakin)
Lineage: Eukaryota; Metazoa; Chordata; Aves; Passeriformes; Pipridae
Exons: 7
Coding region: 1-900 (299 amino acids)
Biological process (GO): positive regulation of ERK1 and ERK2 cascade
Source: RefSeq, a predicted model, not a curated record